AUGGACCCGAUCCGGAGCUUCUGCGGGAAGCUGCGGUGUCUGGCCAGCACCCUAGACUGCGAGACGGCCCGGCUGCAGCGAGCGCUGGACAGAGAGGAAAGCGAUUUUGAAGAUUGUCCAGUGAGAAUUUUACAUGACCUUCAUUCAGAAGUCCAGACUCUAAAGGAUGAUGUUAAUAUUCUUCUUGAUAAAGCAAGAUUGGAAAGUCAAGAAAGCAUUGGUUUCAUAAAAGCAACAAAAAUAUUGAUGGAAAAAAAUUCAAUGGAUAUUAUAAAAAUAAGAGAGGUUUUCCAGAAGUAUGGAUAUAAUCCACGUGUCAAGAAAAAUUCAGUGUGUGAGCAGGAAGUCAUUGACUCUACCCCAGAGUUGUCUGAAUGUGAAAUUUUUCAAAAGCCUGAUGUGAAGGAUGAUCUGUGUGAUCCUACUGUUGCCUGCAAUUCUGUUUCUGAGAAGUCUCCACGCAGUCCACAGCUUUCAGAUUUUGGACUUGAGCGGUACAUGGUAUCCCAAGUUCUACCAAAACCAACACACGCAGUAAACGACCGAAAGGAAGAGCCCAAAAUUAUAACUCCAGCUACCAGCCAAUCACCAGCUAAAGUACUAAAAACUCCAAAAUGUGCACUAAAGAUGGAUGAUUUCGAGUGUGUAACUCCUAAAUUAGAGCACUUUGGUAUUUCUGAAUAUACUAUGUGUUUAAAUGAAGAUUAUACAAUGGGACUUAAAAAUGUGAAGAAUAAGAAAAGAUGUUUAGAUGCCGAGUAUGCAAAUUCCCCCUUGGCACCUACAUUCUGCACUCCUGGUUUGAAAAUUCCUUCUACAAAGAACAGCACAGCUUUGAUUUUAUCAAAAUACAACUCAAACCUAGCUACUCCAAUAGCAGUUAAAGCAGUGCCACCCAGCAAAGGGUUCCUCAGAUAUGAAGGACAGAACAUCCGAGAUGUUGGCAACAAAGAAAACUGCUCCUCCCACCCAUGGCUGUUGGCCUCUCAGCCUCUGCUCUCCACCUUGGCCACCCCUCUGUGGAAGUUUCGAUGGCUUGUCCUGGGUCAGAGGCACUCCGGCGGACCGUCUCCUGUGGCCAGGAGCCUCUGGAGCUUGCUGGCAGCUUCAGACUGCCCGUCCAUGGAGCCUAAGAUCCUUCCAGUUUAA
Messenger RNA from Propithecus coquereli (Coquerel's sifaka), 1149 nucleotides. It is a transcript of the gene SKA3, whose product is annotated as spindle and kinetochore associated complex subunit 3. The coding region runs from base 1 to 1149 and encodes 382 amino acids. The transcript is spliced from 8 exons. Gene Ontology annotation, cellular component: spindle microtubule; outer kinetochore. Lineage: Eukaryota; Metazoa; Chordata; Mammalia; Primates; Indriidae. Gene Ontology annotation, biological process: mitotic cell cycle; chromosome segregation. The record is from RefSeq and is a predicted model, not a curated record.